Messenger RNA from Mytilinidion resinicola, 486 nucleotides. RefSeq lists its product as uncharacterized. The transcript is spliced from 2 exons. The record is from RefSeq and is a predicted model, not a curated record. Bases 1 to 486 code for a protein of 161 amino acids. Lineage: Eukaryota; Fungi; Ascomycota; Dothideomycetes; Mytilinidiales; Mytilinidiaceae.
AUGCCGCCAAACUUCCUCGGCUCGCUCCCGGCUGAGCUUACGCUUGAGAUCGCCAAGUACCUGGAACGAGAUGAACGGCACGUAACAGAACACGAAAUCAAAGCAGCGAGAUUAGCAGAAGUGCUUGCUGUCCUCUUGAAACAUAUCGAGGGAAAGCCGAAAACCUGGAGUGGCCAUGAAAAGCUCAUGAACGAGCUCACCUACAUCUUCGUGUUUGUCAGCAUCGGUUCGGAUAACGGCUCUUCUAUUUUUGAGCUUCCUAUGCAUCAGGUUCUCAGGGUUACUGAGCUGCUCUUUGGAAAUGGUGGAGAUGUCAACAGUAUGAUGGAGAAUGAGCACACUGGAUCAGCCUUCCUCGAUCUGGUUGUAGGCUCCUGGAAACCUAAGAUUCUAAGCCUCUGCUUCACCUAUGGCGCCGAUCCUUUGAACGAGUCAAACGGACGAACUCUGCUACAUAGAUGUAUCAAAUCAUCCGUGGAGUAUUGA